AUGAAGAAAAGAAUAACUUCUAUCAAUAUUAAUAAAACUAAGAAGCCCAAGGUCGAAAAGGAUGUGGAAGAGUUCACUGCUGGAGAUGACUGUGAUGAAGAAACCGCAUUAGCAGAAUUUGCAAAUCCUGUUCCAUGGCAGAAAAUAGAGGCAGAAGGAUUUGACUGCGAUUAUGCACUGUUAUUCCCCAAAGAAGAGGCUGAUAUCCUUUUCAGAAAACUGGAGGAGGAAGUAGAGUAUGCAACAGGAAAAGAAGCACAAGUUCAAGUAUUUGGAAAAGUUUAUAACAUUCCAAGAAAGCAGGCGACAUAUGGCGAUGCUGGCCUUGCCUACACUUACUCUGGAGUUAAACGUUUCGCCUGCCCCUGGACCCCAACUUUGGAACACAUCAGGGAAGCGACCACUAAAAGCACAGGACAGACUUUCAACUUUGUCUUAGUAAACAGGUAUAAAGAUGGUUUGGACCACAUGGGUGAGCACAGGGAUGAUGAGAAAGAGCUGGAUCCACUAUGUCCAAUAGCCUCUCUAUCUUUUGGAGCGGUGCGGGACUUUAUUUUCAGGCACAAAGACUCCAGAGGGAAAAACAGCCAACAAUACAUCGAACCAGUGAAGUUGGAGCUUGCUCACGGCAGCCUCCUCCUCAUGAACCCACCCACUAACACGUAUUGGUACCACAGUUUACCCAUUCGCAAGAAGGUGACUACCCCACGCAUUAAUCUGACAUUUAGGCGGAUUGUCAUGAGAGGUAAAAAGUGUAUUACUUAA
Molecule: messenger RNA, 765 nt
Organism: Knipowitschia caucasica
Lineage: Eukaryota; Metazoa; Chordata; Actinopteri; Gobiiformes; Gobiidae
Source: the annotation of a GenBank genome assembly